CUGUGGUUGGGCGCGGCCGGGCCCAAUCCCGGAGCCGGGUUCGGCCAACGGUCAUGGUUCAGGACGACGGACUGGCAGUUGCCCCUGCAUUUAAUUUUGUUAAAUUUAACCGACGAUGGCAAUCGAUGAAGGAUUUGAAUGCGAGAACUAAACUCGGGGGUCGGAGGCAUCCCUGGAUGCGCUCCCUAGGAUUAGGCUCUUUGCCCUUGUGCGGUAGUCGUCCUCAUCCUCCACCUGGGGGCAGCAUAGGACGCUAUCGCCUAACCCUGCCCGUGAGCAAUCUCCUAACUCAUCUCUGAGUUUCGCGGUAAAUGAAAUUCUACGAGAUAGUAGAGUUAUUUAGUAUUGUUUAGUAUGUACUCCGAAUAACAAGAGAGCGCUAGAGACUGUAUGGUAUCCGAUGAGGAACACGCUUUGUUGCUCGGUUUUUAUUAGUUUGAAAUUAUUUUGAUCUCGUUGAAAAGAUAUGGACGAGGAUCCCUUGGGAUUUACAAAACAAACGGCAUUACUGUUGAAAGGAUUGGGAUGUACAGAUUUGAUUCCCCAAUUUAAAAAGAGGAAUAUAUCAACCACUGAGCUUAGUGAAUUAGACGAAGAGGAUUUUAUUACGCUUGGUGCAGACAGAGAACUUGCAGAAAAGUUAGUGACACAGUUUAAUAUAAAGUAUAAACGUGGAGAAUCUUCUGAGUUAAUCGCUCAGCACAGAUUAAAAGAAUUAAUAGAGAUAUUACGGAAUGGGAAACAGGAACUCUCUCUUCUUCAAGCAUUAAUCACAUUUGCUCGCUUAAAGCUUCUUAAAGAACAGACUGAUUUUUUCAUCGAUUAUGAUGAACCUUUACGUGCGAGUCAGGCACUUAGUAUGGCAGCUUCUGCUACGUUACUUGAAAUUAAGGAUGCUGAACAUAAGUUAUGUGAGCUGGCUGGUUAUUUAGAUAUGAACAAUGAAUCAAAGCGACGAUAUAUCUACCUCAGUGCUUUAAUCAGUGGAAUAGGUGUUACAGUGUACAUAGUGAUGCGUGUAUGCAACAAUUGAUCAGUACUUAUUAAGUAACUUUGUCUACAUAAAUAUGUUUAUAAAAAACAA
Orussus abietinus is the source of this 1084-nucleotide messenger RNA. RefSeq lists its product as uncharacterized. The record is from RefSeq and is a predicted model, not a curated record. Bases 467 to 1033 code for a protein of 188 amino acids. The transcript has 4 exons. NCBI's taxonomy places the organism in Eukaryota, Metazoa, Arthropoda, Insecta, Hymenoptera, Orussidae.